AUGUCUCUUCCGAAAACAUUGGCACAGAUCCUCUUUGUAGGCACACAAAUCGUCGGCAGGGCAUUGCUAGAAGCCGGGCGACAAGCAGGCAGAAAUGCGCGGGCAGGCAGAGUAGAAGCUUCGGCAGCCGGUGCUGCAGGUGUAGGAUCAGGAUCAGCCGCAUCACCUUCGGACCAGCUCACAAGAACACACCGAAUGACGCUCGACGAGGCCAAGCUCAUCCUUAACCUCAAGCAGGACGUCUCGGCAGCAGGACUUGGGGGCUCAGCAUCGGCAGCAGCAGGUGCAGCAGCGGGCGAGGGCAAGUCAAUACUCGAUCAGGUGCGCGAGGCUAUGGUCAAGAACUACGACCACCUCUUUGCAACCAACGCCCCACCUGCACCCAAGGGACAGAAGGGCGGUGGAGCAGGUUCGUUCUACAUUCAGAGCAAGGUUGUUCGAGCUCGCGAGAGGAUCGAAGCUGAGUGGGGACUUUUGGAUGCAGGAAAGAAGGCUGAAGCUGAGGCAUCGGAGGGUCCGGCAGCCGAGAACAAGCCGGAUCAGGCCGACAAGAAGCCAUGA
This is a messenger RNA of Pseudozyma hubeiensis SY62, 561 nucleotides long. RefSeq names its product import inner membrane translocase subunit. NCBI's taxonomy places the organism in Eukaryota, Fungi, Basidiomycota, Ustilaginomycetes, Ustilaginales, Ustilaginaceae. Gene Ontology annotation, cellular component: TIM23 mitochondrial import inner membrane translocase complex. Gene Ontology annotation, biological process: protein import into mitochondrial matrix. The transcript has 2 exons. The record is from RefSeq and is a predicted model, not a curated record. The coding region runs from base 1 to 561 and encodes 186 amino acids.